This is a messenger RNA of Diprion similis, 851 nucleotides long. RefSeq lists its product as uncharacterized. NCBI's taxonomy places the organism in Eukaryota, Metazoa, Arthropoda, Insecta, Hymenoptera, Diprionidae. The record is from RefSeq and is a predicted model, not a curated record. Bases 16 to 603 code for a protein of 195 amino acids. The transcript has 5 exons.
CGCGAAAUUUUAACAAUGCCUUCCCAACGCCAAAUCACGGUGCUGAUCAUCAUCGCCGCUGCAAUAUCUUCAACGAAAUGCUGGUCCAAACAGGACUCGGAACUGGCAAAAACACUCCAUAGACCAAUCAGGGAAUUGACUUAUCCAAGCUCCAGCACUAUGGGUAUUUUCUUCGCCAUUGCCGUCCCGAUAUCCGACCCCGAGCACUCCGUAUCGUUGUCUUACUUCUUUGAAGCCAACUACGAUCUCCCGUCAAACUUCUCGUAUUACGACCCGCUGUUAUUUGGCCGAAGGACGCGACGGAGCAUCGACAGGGAAACAGUCUACCGAGCAUUGGAAAGCAAAUUCGAAAGCGCCGGAUUUCCGGGACGCGAUUGCCUUCUUCGUUCAAUUUGCGAGACGUCGGAAUGGCCCAUUCGACACAACGGAAUAUUGGGCGACGUUAUGCACGUCAUCCUCACGCCCUCGUCGUCUCGAAACGAAGAUCUUCCCGAGGAAUUCGCCAUGGCUGAACGAAUCGGGAUGAACGGGACAUGCUCAAAAUCCUACCCACUCUGUCCAUUGGGGCUGUUCGAUUUGGUCGGAAACUUCAUCAGUCUAUAGCAGAGCUGCUGAACAACCAACGAGACCCGGCGAAGCGAGUUCUCGUCCUAAAAAGGAGGGCGAAACCUGGUGGUCACCCCAAUACACGUCGUUAUUUUAACUCAGCAUCUUCUUCUCUCGCCUCCUGGUCGAUUCCUCAACGGUGUGACACUGAUGGACAGAGCCCGUGCCCCAAGGAUCAGCAAGAUUCAUUCGUUACGGAUCUUGACUCGCUACUGUUUGAACGUGCAACAAAUGCGGACACUCUG